AUGGGGGCCCCCUUAGGGGCCCCCUUGGGGCCCCGCAUGGGUGCCCCCUUAGGGGCCCCCUUGGGGCCCCCCAUAGGGGGCCCCAUAGGGGCCCCCUUGGGGGCCCCCAUAGAGGCCCCUUUAGCGGUUUCUGGGGGUGGCUCUCUGGGGGCCCCCUUGGGGGUUUCUCUGGGGCCCCCUGUGGGGGCCCCCGUGGAGGGCACCUUAGGGCUACCUGGAGGGGCCCCUGAGGGGGCCCCUGAAGGGCCCCCUGAUGGAGCCCCUGAGGGGGCCCCUGAGGGGCCCCCACAGGGGCUCGUAGCAACCAGUGAGGCUGCCCCCAAACAAUAUGAGGUACCUUUUGGGGGGCCCCUUGAGGGGCCAUUGGGGCCCCCAAGGGGCCCCAAUGAAGCUCUUUGUGGGGGACCCCUUAAGGAGUCAACUGGAGGGCCCCCUGCGGGCCUCCUUGGGGGCCCCCUGGGGGGCCCCCCAUGGGGCCCCUUUGAGGGUACUUUAAAUAGGCCUUUUGGCGAAUUGCCUGGGGCAAACUCCACAUGGUGUGGGGUUUAUAUUGGCCAGCCAAUGGGCGUUUGGGGCUUUAUAGAUGGGGCCCUUCAAAUGCAUGCAGCAGCAGCUUCUGGGGCCCCAGAACCCCACAGGGGACCCCCCCAGGGCCAAACAGAUGGGGAGGCCCAGGGGGCCCCUGGGGGCCCUUCAGGGGGCCCCCUCGUCCAGGAUCUCACCCCUGGGGGCCCUGCAGGGAGACCCCAGGGGGACAGCGCUGCUGGGGGCCUCCAUGGGGGCCCCCAACCUGCAGGGGGCCCCCAAGGGGUCCCCCAGGGGGACCAUCAAAGGGGCCCCCAGGGAGGCCCCAAGGGGGCCCCCCAAGGGGGCCCCCAAUGGGGCCCCCGGAAGUGGUACCCGCUGCUGCGUCAGAGGCUGCAGCAGCUCUUGGGGGUUUCUCCUGAGGGGGUCGAAGGGCCCUUGCAAGGAAGUGCCAGUAGUACUACGGAAGCAGCAGCAGCAGCAGCAGCAGCAACACCAGCAGCAGCAACAGCAGCAGCAGGCUGCUCUGGGCGUAUUUCUGGCGCUGAGAAGCGGCGGCGGUGGAGAUUGCAGGAAGAAAGUUUUUCAACAAUUUCAGAAAAUUCAGAAAAUUCAAAAAGUUCAAAAAAUUCAAUUUCAACAAAUUCAACAACUCCAACGAUAACAACAACCCCACCAUCAACAACAACACAAUCCCCGCCGCCUGUAGCAGGGCCCGCAGCAGCAGCAACAGCAGCAAUCCCAGCAGCAGCAGCAGCAGCAGCCCCAGCAGCAACAGGAGCAGCGGAAGACGCCGCAGCAGCAGCAACUGCAGCAGCAGCAGCAACAGCAGCAUCCCCGCCCGUUGCAGCAGCAGCAGCAGCCCCGCGCAGCGUGGGGGAGGCGCUGGGAGCAGCGCGUUUGUUGCUGGGUCCGUCUGCCGCUGCUGCUGCUGCGCUGCGGCGCAGCAGAUUGUGUCUGCCGAGCCGGCUGGGGGCUGGGGAAGUGUGGGGUGCUGGGGUGUACGUACACCCCGAGGGCGCAGCCCCAGAAGAAGCCUGGUGGGCGCAGCUGCGAGCAGCAGCAGCAGCAAGAACCCCACACCCCACACCUGGGAUCGGGAUCGGGAUCGGGAUCGCCUCCUCCGAGGACCUCCUCAGGGCCAGACUCCUCUGGGGGGACCCGCUGGUCCAGGCCGGCAGGAAGUACCGCAACAACUGGCAGCUCCCCGUCGUUUGGCCUAAACCCUAA
Molecule: messenger RNA, 1755 nt
Organism: Eimeria tenella
Lineage: Eukaryota; Apicomplexa; Conoidasida; Eucoccidiorida; Eimeriidae
Exons: 1
Coding region: 1-1755 (584 amino acids)
Source: RefSeq, a predicted model, not a curated record